Messenger RNA from Rhopilema esculentum, 4066 nucleotides. RefSeq lists its product as uncharacterized. NCBI's taxonomy places the organism in Eukaryota, Metazoa, Cnidaria, Scyphozoa, Rhizostomeae, Rhizostomatidae. The record is from RefSeq and is a predicted model, not a curated record.
CUUGGUUUGAGUUGAGUUGAUUAUUCCAGGAAGUCAGAAAAAGCGAACAACUGAGAGAAUCGUUUUGACGAGUUUGUUAAAUGGAGGCUAUCGAGUUAGUGCUCUACCUGUCUGUUAUAACAAGUUUGCAAAUCACAGGGCUGAAUGCGUACGAUAUAUACGUUUCACACCAUGGCUAUGAUAGCGAAAGCUGUGGAGAUUCUCUACAGAAUGCAUGCUCAAGUGUUCUUCACGCUGUUAAUACAAGAAGUAAAGAUAAUGACAGCGUUUUGAUAGACGGCACUUUUUGGGGCACUUCUAGCGCUGUGUAUGUGGAAAGCACCGUAUUUCUUAAUAAGUCACUCAGGUUUAAAGGAAUAAGUGGAAAGCCAGCUCUUCAGUGCAACAAUUGCAACAUCAACUUUGUUAUAACAAGCCCACAGCCGUACAGAAAGGAUAGAACAGUAGAAGUUUCUUUUGAUAACACCUUAUUGAAUGGUACAAACAGAAAAGGAUUAUUUACGAAGGUAGUCUCUGUGAAGGAUGCAUCUGUCAGGUUUUCAAACUGCGAAAUUUCGUCCGGACAACCUGGCGUUUAUUAUCAAUGUGAGUACGGGUGUCAGUUAACGGUGGAGAAAACUAUCUUUUCCCACAACCGGGAAGGACUGUGUGUGCAUGCAUUUGGAGAAGGCAGUUCAAUUUUGCAAGUAUCCAUAAGAAACAGUGCUUUUCUAGGGGAAAAUGGACGCUCUAAAUAUGCUUUAAAAUACUGUAUAGUUGGCACUCAUACCGAAUGCGCAUCAGGUAUAUAUGGAAAUCAUAAUAUUGAUAUACAUAUUUACAACUCUAGAUUCCAAUAUUUUGAAUCUGGAAUAAAUGUUGGCAUCGGAGCUUACGGACGGCUUAAUAUGACAAUAUCAGAUUGCACAUUCAGAAAUAUUGGAAUCUUCCGUGAAUCUGAUGGUGCUGUCUUUAUAAGUUAUCAAGGGGUGGGAGAUCCGGACAAGUUCUUGAACUUUGUCGUAAGAAAUUCAGUGUUUACAAAUAACGCUGCAGCCUCUGGUGCAGGCAUAAACCUUUACACUGUUUACCCUUUAUCUUUAACCGUACUUGACAGCGUUUUUACAAAUAAUAAGGCUUCAUUGCAAGGUGGAGCUGUAUGCAGCUAUGGCCCUAAUAAAGUGUCAAUAUACAGAUGUAGGCUUGAGUACAAUAGUUGUGAUCUUCCCAAAGCUUCUGACGUUGUCGAGACAGGCUACGGUGGUGCGUUGGCAUUUGUUGGGCCGAAAGACUGCGUUGCAAAGGUCUUUGUGAAUAGGAGUACAUUUGUUUCAAACACUGCCAGAGCUUUAGGAGGCACGCUCUAUUCGAAUCUCAGACCAUCGGAAAUCGAGCUCUCUGAGGUGUCCAUUGAAUCAUCACAUUGGCACACUAAUCGGGCAGUUGAAGGCGAUAUGAUAUACAGUAUGUCAAAGAUGGCCCUGAAGAAUGUAAGCGUGGUGAGCUCUGCUCAUGAGACAAAUGCUAUCUUCAUUAACAAUGAUGUGAUCUCCGUUGACCGUUUGACUAAAUUUCAAUGUCCAAUUGGGUUUUUCGUUUCUUUGGCAGCUGUACAGUCUCAAAGCAAUGACUCUGCCACGAAAAGUUUUUCUUUAUUUUCAAUAAAAUGCGAGAUGUGUUCUUACAAUCAUUACAGUCUAUUUCCGAGCGUGUUUUUCGAGCAAAGGACUAACAAUUCAAAUUGCCAUUUGUGCUCACCUGGCGGAAUAUGUGCUUCAGGUCUUACGCGACCUAAGAACAACUUUUGGGGUUUUUAGCGACUUGGACUUGGGGGGCAGGGACUUGGGGGGAUUACCUAUGUUCAACUACCAAUACGGUAUGGCUGUCAAGGAAGACAAUGCAUCAAAUAUAAUUCUUGUGCUCCAAAUAGAAGUCAGAUAAUGUGUGCAACAUGUGACACUGGCUACAGCGAAAGUAUGCUAUCUGAAGAAUGCAUCAAGAACGAGGAUUGCAACAAGCGACAGUUCUGGCUGCUCGGUAUAUUGAUUGUCGCCAUUUACGUCACAUUAUUUUUAUACAAGUCAGAAAUGUUCGCAUUUGUCAAAAGAAAGCUUCAAAAAAUUCAUUCCAGCUUUGGUAGAAAUGUUGAUAAGGCGCUAUCUUCCACUGAUGGUUCAUACAUUGGCUUCAGAAAUGAUGACCUGGUUGAUGUGAACUCCAAAGAGAUUACUUUCGAUGAUAGUGAUACCGAGUACGUUUACAGGGAUGAAGGUUUAGGAGGAGGAUUACUAAAGAUUAUGUUUUAUUUCUACCAGAUUGAGUUGAUUGUGAAUCAGGAUGAUUAUCACAUCGAAUUUGACUUUUUGCAACAGCUGCCGCGAAGUUUCUUCAACUUCAAUGCGGUUGCGUUUCGUGAUUCCAGGCUGUGUGCACUGGACGAUAUGACACCCGUCACGAAGAUGUUUAUUCGUAUCGGGCUUAUCUCAAUGGUUUUCAUCGUUUUAAGUAUAAUAAUUAUAAUGUCAAGCAUAUGUAAGCUAUCACCAUGCAGGAGGUUCAACAGAACAGGGAACAUCCUUCAUCAAAGAGCCUUGUUUGCUGCUUUCGAGCUGUUUGUCUUGGCAUAUGGGGCUAAUACAACAGCAAUAUUUAAACUUCUGCACUGCAUCGAUGUCGACUCUAAAACAAGACUUUUCAUACAAGGCAGCAUAGAAUGCUAUACAGUCUGGCAAGUUGCACUUAUGUUCCUUGCAUUUUUCUGGGUUUUACCUUAUUGCUUGUUUGUCUCCUUUCUCCCUAGCUUGUUGCUGCAGAAAAAGACAAAGAAAACCGGAAUUUUGAUCGGCUGCAUAUUUCCAUUACCUUUCCUCUUUUACCUCGUGUUCAAAAUGAAAAGGCAAAGUCCGGAUGACGAGUCUCAGACAAUUAGCGAUCCCGUUGUCGAAAGAAUUCUAAAGAGUUUGAUAGAACCGUUCAGGAAGGUGGGAGGCAAGCGAGAGUUUUUAUGGUGGGAAGGUGUCUACAUUUUUCGUCGUUUUGUUCUGAUUUUAGUGGUAACCUUUGUUCAAAAUCAAAUCUUGAAAUCGUUCCUCUUGCUGGCAUUACAAGUGGUAUUUCUUUUGCAUCACCUAUAUUGCAAACCUUUCAACAACAAGAUUCUAAAUUCACUUGAAUCUGCAUCUCUCUUCACUCUUGUCAUUUUUUCGAGUAUGAAUUCAAUUCGUAUGCACAAUUCUGUAAGUGAAUCCAGCAAAGCAGAUGUUGAUGUCUAUCAAGGAUUUCUUUGGACAAAACUCAUUAUUAUUCUAGCUAUACCAUGCAUCUUUUGCAUUAUAAUAUGCGGAAUUCUCCUUCUGUUUCUUUUUAAUUUCUUGUUUAAAUCUAUAAAAUACCUUUCAGUUAAAGCAUAUUUUAGAAUAGCUUUUUAGCUUGUCCAAGGAGUCUAUGCGUUUCGAUUUUAAUCAUCAAUAACUUUUAUAUAAAUAAUAAUGAUAGCAAUCAUCAUCGUCAUGAUAAUAAUCAUCAACUUCAGCCGUAUUAACGCAUUUGGUUGUAGACUUUACAAGACUGCAUUCAGUUUAGUUCAGUGCAUCGAGACUUGCUCAGACAAUUCGCUAUGUCUGUUUGGUAACACCUUCCGGCAUGGGGCCCUUCGCCACUCCUUCCUGCUCGAAGCACAAGAUCCUGUUUGCCUUAGAUUGAAUAUACACCUAUACGUAUUGCCGAUUAAACCCAACAGAACUAGAUGUAUUUACGUUUACACGUACAACAAAACCAAUUAACAUGGUCUUAGCGUGCAUUUGCAGUGUUGUAAUAAAUUUAGACAGUUUCACUGAAGUGUCGUUAAUGAUGGUAAUGGAGGAAAUCUUGGAAACGGAAAUGUCUAAAAAAAUAAGUACUCGACUUAUUACUCAAUUCAUCCUUGUAUAGGAAUUUUGGAAACAACAUUUUUCCUCCAUUCCUAUCUGAUUUGUUAAAGAGCUUAUUCAAAACAAUUUUGAGGUCGUGCUAAGUAGUAAAGUAUUCAUGCGCGCAAGUUGGUUCUAGAUUUUAUAUAAUAUAUUUCUAUUUUUUCCGUGAAAUCUUC